Armigeres subalbatus is the source of this 1425-nucleotide messenger RNA. RefSeq names its product transcription factor grauzone-like. Gene Ontology annotation, biological process: regulation of transcription by RNA polymerase II. The transcript has 2 exons. NCBI's taxonomy places the organism in Eukaryota, Metazoa, Arthropoda, Insecta, Diptera, Culicidae. The record is from RefSeq and is a predicted model, not a curated record. Gene Ontology annotation, cellular component: nucleus. The coding region runs from base 130 to 1425 and encodes 431 amino acids. Gene Ontology annotation, molecular function: DNA-binding transcription factor activity, RNA polymerase II-specific; sequence-specific DNA binding; zinc ion binding.
UAGUUUUUUAAUUAACGCCUGAUGGGAGAGAAAGUCAAUUGAAAAGUAUUCAACUCAGUGCUGCACAUUGUUAAAUAAAUUAGUGUACAAAUUAUUCCUCGUGAUUUGCUCGACAAUAAACCAUCCAGAAUGGAUCAACUGCAGCUGUUGCGGCAGAUGGUUCAGCACAACCGGUGCCUCACUUGUUUCGACCGUGUGGAGGCCGACGCUCGCACUACCGAGGACUUGGAAGUGUUUCAAAUCGUUAGGCAGCACCUGUGGUUCACGGAAACGGAUUUGACACAGACCGCCUCGAUUUGCGCCGGUUGCUGGGAAAGCAUCGAUGGGUUCCAUCAGUUCUAUAUGGGCGCUCAACAGCUCUACGAAAGGAAAGAAAUGCCUUUCGGUUUGGAGCAGAAGUGCAUUAAGGAGGAACGGACGGAGGUUUUCUUGGUGGAAAUGGGACAAGCGGACGAAAUGGAGAUCAAGCAGGAAUGCGAUGAAAUCGAGGAUAGUGAUGCUUUGGUACAUGAACAGAGUCAGGAAGCGAAUGACGUGUUGGUUGAUCAGCAGAUGAAGGAGGAAUCCGAGCAUUAUAGCGAUGAUGAGGAUGACGAUGCGGAGGAUGAUGGUGAUAGAGAGGACGAAGGUGAUGAUCCGGAUCAAGUUAUAAAGCAGCACGUAGUAUUGGAUUGCGACCAGUGCGAAGCAUCAGACUUAACAUUCAAGGGCUUGAUGACGCAUUUGCAGAAAUCUCACAAUGUGAUUAAAUGUUACGUGACAUGCUGUGGUGGUCGCUACCAUACGCGGGUUCGCUUGCUGGAACAUGUACAAUACGCACAAGACCCGACGUCUUUCAAAUGCGAACACUGCGAGAAGCCACAUUAUUUCAUCAACGGUCCGGCGUUGAAGCGACAUUUGAAGGUGAAGCACAAGCUCCAAGUGACAACACGUUCUUACAAUCUGACGAAUCGCCUCAAUAAAACGAAAACACCAGCCGAAAAGUCUGAGGAGCAACUGAAGAGAAUCGAAGAGCUGGAGAAGCGGCGUACGAGCAAGGCCGCCGAAGAUAAAAUGAUGCGAGAUCAUGUCCAGUUUGGGUGUAUUCCGUGCGGAACGACGUUCGAAACGUACGGUGAGCUGUUCCGGCACAGCCGGAUCGAACACAAGCAGAAACCGGUGGUGGUGUGCUGUGGCAAUCGUUACCACAACCGGCCACGAUUGUUGCAGCAUAUCCAGUCGGUGGUGAAUCCGGUGGCGUUCCGGUGCGAGCUGUGCUUCCGAUGCUUCAAGAGCGACUACGCCAGGAACAAACACGUGGCGGAGAUGCACCCGACGGACGACGCUAUCAAGUAUCAGUGCGAACGCUGCCCGAAGGUGUUCAUCCGGGAGAUCAAAUUCCGGCAGCCUAGAAGUUACAUUGUUGACUUCAGUCGCUUGUACUAA